Molecule: messenger RNA, 1983 nt
Organism: Abrus precatorius (Indian licorice)
Lineage: Eukaryota; Viridiplantae; Streptophyta; Magnoliopsida; Fabales; Fabaceae
Exons: 6
Coding region: 1-1983 (660 amino acids)
Molecular function (GO): protein binding
Source: RefSeq, a predicted model, not a curated record
AUGUCAACACCAAUUGAAGGAUCGGAAGUUGAUGGGCAUCAAUUCUCAGUGUUCCGAAUAUGCGUGUUGGAAGGAAGAUGGGAUUAUGCUUUUCCGGCCUAUAAAAAUAAUAGUGUGUUUCACAAAAUAAAAAUAAAUGAAAGUAGAGGAACUGCACUACACAUGGCUGUGAAUGAUGGAAAAGCUGAACUUGUCAAUAGGCUUGUAAAUGUAAUCAUAGAACAUGAAGGAAGGGAAGGAUUGAAGAGUGAUAGUGCAUUAAAAUCAACCAAUGAGAGAGGGGACACACCUUUGCAUCUUGCUGCCUCAAGAGGGUUCAUUGGUAUGUGUAAAUGCAUCAUAGGGGAACAUGGAGAAAGAAAGGAUUUGGUUAAGGUUAUGAACAAUAAGGGUGAGACACCUUUAUUUAGGGCUGUGCUCACUUGCCAAACACAAACCUUUGUGUAUCUUCAUCAUGUCUCCAAAGAUAUAGAUGUUUCACUUAGAAACAGUGAUGGUGAUACCAUCCUUCACCGUGCCAUUUGGAGAGAAUUCUUGGAUUUGGCACUUACAAUAACCCAUUGCUAUCCUGGACUUAUGGACACGCGUAACAAAGACGGAGUCACCCCUCUCAAAGUUCUUGCGCAUAAGCCUUCGGCCUUCAAGAGUGGAUUAAAUCUCUCAUUGUGGAAGCGAAUUCUAUAUUAUUUCACAAUACCGUUCGAUUAUGAAGCAAAGAAAUCAGCACAUAUCUAUAUUAAACAGAAGCAUAAUAAAUCUGUUCGAUUUGUAAGGAGCACUAUUUGGUUUGUGUUCAGAGUUCUUAGCCUCUCAGGAUUGGAUGUCACUGCAAAGGCGGAUUUGGCUAGCACAAUACAGGGGCCACAGGAAAAUAUCAAAAGGGAAUUCGCAUUAAAAAAUGAGAAAAAAGAGACACUUGUGGGUGAAACAAAAGCUGGCAGAGUUGACAUUGUUAAUGAGCUUCAAACUGAAGUGCCAAGUGCCCAACAUGACACUAGCCCUAACAAGGAUAGCACAGUGCGUGUGGCGUUGAAGAACAUCAAUUACAAAUCAGUUGAAAGUGUUGACAAAUAUGAGACAGCAUUUUUGGCUGCAGCAAAAAAUGGCAUAGUGGAAAUUGUGUUUGCACUUCAAUCUGCAAUACCAAGUGCCAUCCAUGAAACUAACUCCAACAAUGAAAAUGUGUUGCUUGUGGCGGUAAAGAAUAGGCAAAUCAAUGUUGUUGAGGUGUUGCGGAAGGGUUUAGAUAAGGAACUCUUUGAUAGCCUAAUUUUCGAAGUGGAUAACAGCGAGAACACUGUGUUACACUUGGCAGCAGGCACAACCAGCAACAUUGAAAGAACUUGGCAAAUAGCUGAUUUUCCAAUGCAAAUGACUUGGGAUAUCAAGUGGUAUCAGUACAUCGAACAACUGGUGCCAUUGCAUUUUAAACUUAGAACCAACAAAGAUGGUAAAAUUGCAGAGGAAAUCUUCGAGGAAAAACAUGAAGAACUUGUUAACAAGAGUGCUGCGUGGAUAAAGGAUAUAACCGAAUCUUACUUAGCUGUCACAGUGCUCAUUGCUGGUGUUGCCUUUGCAACAUCUAGCAAUGUCCAAGGAGACAACAAAGAUACAGGUAAGAUUGGAAUGGAGAGGCAACAGCUGAUUUCGGAUGCAUUUUCUAUUGCUUCUCUAAUGGGACUUUCCUUAUCCGUCACUGCACUGCUUCUGUUUCUUUCAGUACACAAUUCACGAAAACAAGCAAACAACUAUCGCCUGAAGUUACCAAUCAGUCUCCUUUUGGGGUUGAGUUUCCUCUUCGUAUCAAUUGUUGCAAUGAUUGUUUCUUUUAGCGCUGCCCAUUUCUUUGCGCUUAAAGACAAAUACAAGCUUACCUUGUUGCCUGCUUAUGUAGCUGCUUCCUUGCCUGUGGCUCUCUUUACCAUGGCACAAGUUCCAUUUUAUCUUGCACUUUUCCGGGAAUGUCUUCGCCGACUUCCAUAG